Molecule: messenger RNA, 2911 nt
Organism: Camellia sinensis
Lineage: Eukaryota; Viridiplantae; Streptophyta; Magnoliopsida; Ericales; Theaceae
Product: root phototropism protein 3
Molecular function (GO): protein binding
Source: RefSeq, a predicted model, not a curated record
CAUAAAAUUGUGCAAAAAUCUCUUCCACUUGUGCUUGUACUAGACCACUUUUCUCAAUCAAUAUUAGGUAGCGUGGAUCUUGAUAAGUAUUAGAUACUAACUACUUGAUUUAAAUUGUAGAGGAAGGAUAUUUUGGUAGUUUUACACUACUGAUUAGUAGUCCUAAUUCUGUGUAUGUAUAGGUAAGGGAGUGUAACUGCAGUAACCAUAGGUGUAGUUUUAGCUUUAGGGGUAAAACACGUAAAUAUUAUAUUCUUGUGUGUGCAUGUGAUUUACAAUUUUUAUUUAUUUGUUUUCCUCCUCUAGAAAGAGAAUGAGAGAUGGUGGGAAAAGCAACAUUUAUAUAGUACCAUGAGGGGUUUAGUUGUAAACCAAAUGCUAAUUUAUUCCUCCUAGAAAUGUAAUCAUCCUUUGAAUAAGAAAUAUGAAAGUGACAUUCAUCAAAUGAGCUCUAUCUUGAUAUAUAUAUAUAUAUAUAUAUUUUUUUGUGAGUCUAUGGAUGAAUUGUUAGACGCGUGGUCCAAUUCCCACUUAGAGGCAUUGUCCGCUAUAGCCUAGCUCAAGGGCUGGCCUUAGGGAUUUGUCCCUUCAGUCUCCAAUUCACGACCUUGAUUCUGAUAUCGUGUUAGACAAGUAGUCCAACACCAUCUGAAAGUGGUGGCUGCUGUGGCUCAGCCAACCUCUGGUCUCACGAGUUCCAACCCAAAAGGUGUGGAGAUGUCAUAUGCCGUUUUAUAAGUUCAUCUUAGACGUCAUAAGCAUUGGCAAAGGACAAAACCGAGCUAGUGCUGUAACUGUGGAAACCAAGUCACCUAUUUGGAUGAACCAAGUCAGUCUAGCAUUUGGCUUGAGGAAAAUGAACUAUAAGUUUCUCAUCCCCGGACAUAAGAAGUCUUCCAUGGAAUCAACAAGUCUUCAAAGAAGAAACCCAACUUCUGGAACACUUUUUGGUAGGCAAAAUAACCGUUGUGUCAUCUAUUCCACAAAUUCGAGUAUGGUUGCAGAGUCUGUAGAAAGAAGAAACCAAAGCUGGUUCUACCGGAUGAAAGUUGAGAGCGAUUUAAUUAUUCAAGUCGAAGAAAACAUCUUUCACUUGCAUAAGCUUCCGAUGGUCUCAAGGAGUGGAUAUUUGAAUCGGUUGAUCUUUCAGAGAAAAGGCAUCAACUCAAGUCCUAAUAUCCGGAUUGACAAUUUUCCCGGUGGAGCCAAAUUUUUUGAAUUAAUUGUUAAAUUCUGUUAUGGAUGGAAGGUUGAUCUGACAGCAACCAACAUUGCUCCUUUAUAUUGUGCUGCACAUUUCUUGGAAAUGAGUGAUGAUUUUGAACAACAAAACCUCAUAUCCCAAACAGAGUCUUUCUUGAGUUUUCUUAUAUUUUCAUCAUGGAAAGACACAUUUAGGAUUUUCAAGAGCUGUGAAUCCAUCUCCUCAUGGGCCCGAGAUCUUCAAAUCUUGAAACGAUGCUCGGAAGCUGUUGCCUGGAAGGCCUGCGCCAACGCAAAAGCAAUUGAGUCUGACAACAAUGAAGUAGAAUGCCUGAGUGUUUUGCCAGACAAUGUAAAUGGAAAUGUAAUCGAUGGUUGGUGGUUUGAAGAUGUUUCGCUCCUUCGAAUAGAUCAUUUCAUUGAAGUGAUUGAAUCAAUCAAAAGAAAGGUAGUGAGAACGAAGCUCGUUGGAUUGUGCAUAGCGCAUUGGACCGUGAAGCGGCUUUCGAAAAUCAAAUUUGGACUUGAAAAUGUGACUCAACAAGAAGAUAUGCCACUUGAGCUACAAAAAGUCACAAUUGAGAGUUUGAUAAGGGUACUUCCGGUAGAGGAAAAUUCGGUUUCCUUCAAUUUUCUUCUUCAUCUUCUCAAAAUAGGCGUUAUUAUGAAAAUUGAUUCUGAAUUACUAAAUAUGCUAGAAAAAAGGGUCAUAUUUGUAUUGGAGAAAAGUCGUGCCAAGGAUCUUUUAGUUAGAAAUUAUGAGCCCGGUGGUGCAGUAUAUGAUGUGACCAUAAUUGCCAGAGUGGUAGAAGCUUAUCUUUUGCUUGUCUCGAGUAAUCCUCCUUCAAGAAUAUUUGUUAUUGGAAGGUUGGUGGACGAGUAUCUGACACUAGUAGCGAGAGAUGAAAAUCUUGAAGUGAAAAAUUUUCAGUUACUCAUAGAAGCGUUGCCAAGAAAUGCCCGUUAUUGUAAUGACAACCUUUACAGAGCCAUCGAUAUGUACCUCAAGGCACAUCCUAGCCUAACAGAAGAAGAAAGAAAUGGCAUAUGUCGAGCCAUGGAGUACCAUAAAUUAUCUCAAGAAGCUCGUAAACACGCCAUGAAGAAUGACCGCUUGCCAUUAAAUAUUAUCACCCGGUUUAUCCUUCUGGAUCAAGUUAAUAUGACAAGGUCAAUCACAACCAACGGAACAAAUUACCAGAGAACAAAGUCACAGGCAAUUAUGAGAGCAAGUCGAGGCCUAGGGAAGGCGAGGAUCAAUUCGCGAAAGGAGAUAGAGACCAUGAAACAAGAUGUUGAGAGGAUAAAGGUGAAACUCAGUGAAUUGCAACUACAUAAAAUGGAGCUUCAAAGGCAAGUGCGAAGACAAUAGUUUGGUUUUGUGAGAAAUUUGAAGUAUUGUUGAGGCUUUUAUUUUGAUUUGUCCAACUGUGAUUCACAUCCUCAAAAUGUGAAAUCCAUUACGUAUUCAUGCCCCUUUGUUCUUGGUAUUUAACAAAAUUUUUGGAAGAAAAAUCUGUAAUAAUUCUUAGAAAAAAUAUAUAUGUAACUAGUCAUAUGAAAAAUUGGAAAUAGCAUUUUCUAUACUAGUAAUGAAAAGAGGGGUUUGGAGCUUUCUUGUGUUUUAGAUUUGUAAUUAGUAUAUUUUGAAAAUGUGCAUCAACCAUUGUAAUAAAGGAAAGGCUAAAGUUGGUGUUUAACAUCUUAA